Coniophora puteana RWD-64-598 SS2 is the source of this 645-nucleotide messenger RNA. RefSeq lists its product as uncharacterized. Lineage: Eukaryota; Fungi; Basidiomycota; Agaricomycetes; Boletales; Coniophoraceae. The transcript has 8 exons. The record is from RefSeq and is a predicted model, not a curated record. Bases 1 to 645 code for a protein of 214 amino acids.
AUGUAUCUAAUGUGCCUCGAGAUUCGUAUCAUGUGGGGAAGGAAAUUUUCCGUAGUGACUUUCUUCUACUUUGUGAAUCGAUACAUUGGAGGCGGAGUCAUGAUGUGCAAAAUUCUUGAUCUAGUCACUGUUUUCGGGCCAUUCGUCUCCGUAUGGUCAAACCAAGUAAUCAUGCUGAUACGACUUUGCGUUAUGUAUAGCAACUCAAAGAAGAUUCUCGUUACAACGCUCGGACUCCUGCCAGCAGAGAUUGCAGGCAUAAUGGCUGCUCUGUUUGUAUGGCUGCACAGUGUUGCAUACACCAAUCUACCACUUGGCCCAGAAUUUUACCCGUCAGUUUGGAGGAUGUGCGCCUUCUCUAGCAUAGGAACGCUCUUGACGGCCAUAUACGCGCCGAUAUUCUGCUACGAGCUCAUCAUGUUUUCUCUUGCGCUGUUCGCAGUGUUCAAGCGCUUGGGCAGUGUCAAGCGGGAGUGGAAGGCGACGAGCAUUGGCUUGACGGUGAAAAUGUUGCUUAAGUAUAGUAUCGUGUAUUUCGUGCUAUAUUUCGCUGGUUGCGCCAUAGCAACUGGGAUGUACUUUGGCUUACCUUGCACGAAACCUCAACCACAGCCAUACGCAGGAGAGGCUUUAUACGUAGAUUGA